Molecule: messenger RNA, 657 nt
Organism: Lycium ferocissimum
Lineage: Eukaryota; Viridiplantae; Streptophyta; Magnoliopsida; Solanales; Solanaceae
Product: auxin-responsive protein SAUR50-like
Exons: 1
Coding region: 102-410 (102 amino acids)
Biological process (GO): response to auxin
Source: RefSeq, a predicted model, not a curated record
UUCCCAUUUUUCCUCACAUCCCAAACAUUCUAUUUAUUCUCUAAGUAAACUUCCUAUUUCCUUACACGCUGAUCAUCUCUCCAAGAUCUAAAACCAAAAAAAUGGGUCUAAAGAAAACAAGCAGCAAACACAGCACACAAACAGCAGCUUUGAAACAAAUGAUCAAAAGGUGUUCCAGCUUUGGAAAGAAUGAGAAUGGUUUCCCUCAUGAUGUCCCAAAAGGACAUUUUGUUGUGUAUGUGGGAGAAAAUAGGAGCAGAUACAUAAUUCCUAUUUCUUGGUUGACAUAUCCUGAAUUUCAAAGUUUGCUUCAAAGAGCUGAAGAAGAGUUUGGAUUUAGCCAUGAGAUGGGCAUAACUAUUCCUUGUCAUGAAGAUGAUUUCUGCUCUCUGAUUUCCAUGUUCAGAUGAAAAAGUUCAAAAGCAGUUCAUCUUUCUUCUUCUUUUUUUCCCUCUAUGAUGAGAGUUUUUAGGUUAUUAAGUAAAUAGUUAAGUUUUUACUAUUUAACUGACAAAAGGAAACCCGCAUCUUAGUACUCGUGUGGAGUUUUUGGGUUUGUAUAUUGGAUUCAUGUACUCGAUUGGUACUUUCAUCAGUGGUGUGGAUUCUGCACCCGUGGAAAUUAAAUCUCUUAAUUGCUAUUGUUCCAAAACAAUA